Molecule: messenger RNA, 2127 nt
Organism: Pestalotiopsis fici W106-1
Lineage: Eukaryota; Fungi; Ascomycota; Sordariomycetes; Amphisphaeriales; Sporocadaceae
Product: Conserved oligomeric Golgi complex subunit 6
Exons: 1
Coding region: 1-2127 (708 amino acids)
Biological process (GO): intra-Golgi vesicle-mediated transport
Cellular component (GO): COG complex
Source: RefSeq, a predicted model, not a curated record
AUGGCCUCAAUCGGCUUGAAUCACCUUUCUCUCCCCCCUAGAGAUGGGCUUGUGUCUGGGCCUCUGUCACCCGCAACACCAUCCACGCCUGGCCUGGCACCCAGAAACUCAAACCCCUUGACCUCCAAAGUCACGAGUGUCCUGUCAACUUCCUAUGCAGAUGCAGAGUUCCGAGAGGCCCUGAAUCUGCUUGAUGAUCGUCGGGUCGGAAACAACCCAGAGACACGCAGACAGCUGCGGUUGGAGAUCCAAAAGGACGUUAUUGAGAGCAAUGGCCAGAUCAUCACAGAAUUUGGCCGCGUCGCAGACCACUUGCGACGCAUCGGAGCCACUAUCGACAAGCUCAACAGAAACUACCACGAGAUGAAAACUCAUGUUACAGCAGCCCACGAAGCUACUUCUUCUACUCUUGAGGAGACUUCAAACCUCAUGGCACAAAAACAAAAGGUGGAAAAGAAGCAGCAAAUCCUGCAAGCUCUUCGAAAUCAUUUUGUGCUGCCCGAAGACGACAUUGCGGCGCUGUGUUCCGCGUCGGAGCCCGUCGAUGAUCGCUUCUUCAUGGUGCUGGCAAAGACCAAGAAAAUUCAAAAGGACUGCGAAUUGCUUCUGGGCUUUGAGAAUCAGACGCUCGGCCUCGAAGUCAUGGAGCAGGCAUCGAAGCACCUGAAUCAGGCCUUUCAGAAACUCUACCGCUGGACGCAGAGGGAAUUCAAGACCCUGAACUUGGAGAAUCCACAGAUCAACUCAUCUGUACGAAGAGCAUUACGUGUCUUGGCCGAGCGGCCCUCUCUGUUCCAAAACUGUCUCGACUUCUUUGCCGAAGCACGUGAACAAAUACUCUCGGACUCAUUCUACCUUGCCCUCACAGGUACCUCCGCAUCUGGGCGGGAGGACCAUUCGGUGAAACCCAUUGACUUGGUGGCACACGACCCUUUACGGUAUGUGGGCGAUAUGCUUGCAUGGACACAUUCAGCUACCGUCAGCGAGAGAGAAGCACUCGAAGUUCUCUUUGUAUCCGACGGCAACGAGAUUGCAAAAGGGCUUCAGGAAGGACGCGAAAACGAACUGUGGAGGCUCAUGGCCGAUGAGGCUGAUGGGUCAUCAGAAUUCGACGCCGUGAAAGCACUCAACGAGCUGGUUGACCGAAACGUAUCUGGAGCUGCGCGUGUUCUCAGGCAGAGAGUCGAGCAGGUCAUACAGACCAAUGAGGACACGAUUCUUGCCUACAAGCUUGCGAAUCUGCUCGGUUUCUAUCGCUUCACGUUUUCCAAGCUCCUGGGCCCCCGGUCUAUACUACUAGAAUCUUUGACAAAUGUAGAGACUGAAGCUCUUCGACAAUUCCGAUCAUUGAUGAGAGAUCACAUCGCCACCUUACAAGGCGAGUUCCAACACACACCGUCUGACCUUGGUCCGCCCGACUUUUUGCAAGAGUCACUCAAACAGUUGAUUGCCAUUAUGAAAACUUAUGAUUCGUCUCUUGCGUCAACUGGAGACAGAGAAUCCGAAUUCCAGCCAAUCCUGAGCGAGUCUUUUGACCCUUUUGUCUCCGGAUGUGAGAAUAUGUCUAGAACUAUCGCUGGCUACUCCAGCUCCAUCUUCCUCAUCAAUUGUCUCCUUGCAGCCAAGGCAGCCCUAGAGCCAUUCGACUUCACCAAGAAGAGAGUACACGACCUCCAACAUACUGUGGAAGAGCAUACGGACAUACUCAUUCAGAGCCAAUACACGUACUUGAAGACUGAGUCGGGAUUGGCUCCCCUCUUUGAUGCAUUAGGGUCGGUAAAGCGCAGCGAGGUUGAUAUCGCCACGGCCAGAAUGAUCGAGGCUCUACAGCCCGGCGCUCUGACAGCAGCCAGCCAAGCUCUGGAUGACUUUCUCCCCUCAGCACUCAUGGACGCAACAGAAAAUCUGCGUCACCUUCAAGACUCGAAACUGGCACGGGAGGUGACCGAAGCAGCAGCAGAAAAGUUCUGCGUAGCUUUUGAGCAUGUGGAAGAGAUACUGAUCGCGAUGGAUGAACUGGCUGAACAGCCGCCGCCGAGUGCUUUAGCAGAUGAGCUUAGCAGCUCGCAGAGCUUGCGCGCAUUGUUCCCCAGGACUACCGGAGAAAUCAGAGUGCUGCUUUCUUAG